CAUAGGACGUCCUGUGAAAGCUGAUAAGCCACGUCGUACUCCACCAGGGUGAAUGCGGCUGUGUGUUGGUUGGAAUACACACACGACACUGCUAGUAGGAUUCCAUCUUCAGGUCUACACGUCUAAUCAGGAACCGUGCCAGUAUGAAAGCUGCUAUCCUCAUAUUGUCCAGCCUCGUCGCUGGAGCCUUCGGGGUUUUCAAUGUGGCCGAUUCCAACAGUUACUUUGAUGAGCUGUUCCAAGCGACUCUUCCACGAAUGCCUGGUCUUGAAGGAAGUAGACUUCACGACUUCGCACUCAAGGUUGAAAGUACUGCGUUUACGAACCGGGACGUAAAGGCGGAGUUUCACGAUGGCAGAAUGAUGGGGACCUCGUCUCCUAACGGUAUUACCAGAGAUGCCGCUUGUUCGUCGCCUAGGAUUGAGCAUGGCUCAACCGUCGUCAGCUGCACGGUGUCCCUUGAUGGACUGAAAGCAAGCUACAAGGGGACCGUCAGGGGAGAAGAUAUAUCGGGUACGGCAAGGAACAUUGAUGCGGAUGCUACUUUCGCAGGAACCAAAGGAUACAUUGAAGUGGCGAGUGCACCUGGUGGAACUCCAACGUUGAAGACUUGGAGGGUGAACCCUAUCCUCGUCCGUGUGGCCCUAUCAAGGGAACUCCAAUUGAACUCUCGCAGAAAGAGGAGAUUCAUGGAAGAAGUAAAGAAAAACGUUGAAAGCGCUGCCAAUGGGUUCUUUUACGGAGCUCUGCACUACGCUCUCAGUAAUGCUGUCAAGUUCAGGCCACUACCUUCGCUGUAAAACAGAAAGAUAAAAGAGCGCCUAUGAAAGCUAUCCGCUAUCAGCAAUAAAAAAAAACACAGAUUUUAUCUCUCGA
Messenger RNA from Ornithodoros turicata, 876 nucleotides. RefSeq lists its product as uncharacterized. The transcript has 4 exons. NCBI's taxonomy places the organism in Eukaryota, Metazoa, Arthropoda, Arachnida, Ixodida, Argasidae. Bases 144 to 800 code for a protein of 218 amino acids. The record is from RefSeq and is a predicted model, not a curated record.